AUGAAUGCUACAAGUGCAGGAAGCCGAGGCAUAUGGCUCGAGACUGUCUACACAGGAAACGCCGGGAUCCAGCCGAAUCCGAUUCUCAGACCCGAGACUGAGGAGGAGCAUGCUGAACACUUGCGAACUGUGCUGCAAAUCUUAAAGGACAGGAAGUUAUAUACCAAGUUAUCUAAAUGCGAGUUCUGGGAGAGUGAGGUGAAGUUUCUUAGUCAUGUAGUGAGUAAGCAGGGAAUAGCUAGGGAUCCUGCUAAGGUAGAAGUAGUAAUGAAUUGGGGGCGACCAAUUUCAGUGACAGAGAUCAUGAGUUUCCUAGGUUUGGCAAGAUAUUAUCGAAGAUUUAUUAAGGAAUUUUCACAGCUCGCCUUACUUUUAACUAAACUGAUUAGGAAGGAUAUGCCUUUUGUCUGGACUUCAGAGUGUGAAGAGAGUUUUCAAGUAUUGAAGCAAAGGUUGACUACUGCACCCGUGUUAAUAUUGCCUGAGCCAAGUGAACUAUUUGAAAUAUACUGUGAUGCAUUAUUAAAGGGUUUGGGGUACGUUCUGAUGCAGCAUUGGAAUGUUGUAGCAUACGCCUCACGGCAAUUAAGGCCGCAUGAGAUGAACUACCCAAAUCAUGAUUUAGAACUUGGUGCUAUUGUGUUUGCUCUGAAAAUCUAG
Molecule: messenger RNA, 660 nt
Organism: Arachis ipaensis
Lineage: Eukaryota; Viridiplantae; Streptophyta; Magnoliopsida; Fabales; Fabaceae
Source: RefSeq, a predicted model, not a curated record